Molecule: messenger RNA, 1811 nt
Organism: Myripristis murdjan (pinecone soldierfish)
Lineage: Eukaryota; Metazoa; Chordata; Actinopteri; Holocentriformes; Holocentridae
Gene: pigr
Product: polymeric immunoglobulin receptor
Exons: 8
Coding region: 67-1122 (351 amino acids)
Cellular component (GO): plasma membrane
Molecular function (GO): transmembrane signaling receptor activity
Source: RefSeq, a predicted model, not a curated record
GGGGGGCUUGUAUUUAGACAGGGUAGCGGACUGGCUUGCAAAACCUCAAACUCUUAGUGAGGAAACAUGGCACAACUCCUUAAACUGACCCUCUGCCUCUUAACAUGGAUCCCAGGCUCUCUGUGUCAGGUAACCACCACGGAGGAGUUUGCAGUUCUGGAGGGCCGAUCCGUCACAGUCCCGUGUCUUUACGACCCUCAGUAUGCCGGCAAUGUAAAGUACUGGUGUCAAGGGAAAGUGAGGGGAUUCUGCACCACCUUAUCUCGAACAGACACCCCCAAUUCAUCCAGUACAGCUGAGGAGAAAGUGAUUAUUUUUGAUGACCAGGCCCAGCUGGUGUUCACAGUGACCAUGAGAGACCUGAAGGAGGAGGACAGUGGCUGGUACUGGUGUGGCGUGGAGCUGGGCAAUAUGUGGACUGUUGAUGAUUUUGCCUCGACUUACAUUAACGUCAUUCAUGGUAUGUCAGUGGUGAACAGCAGAGUGAGCGGGGAGGAGGGGAGCAGUGUCACUGUUGAAUGCCUCUACAGUGAGAGAUACAGAGACAGUGUGAAGAAGUGGUGUCGGAGCGGAGACUGGAGCUCCUGCCUGCUGACAGGCUCUGAAAGCCGCUAUGAAGACACUUCAGUGGCCAUCAUUGAUGACAGAACUGGGGCUUUCACUAUAACCUUAAAGGAACUGCAGAUGAAAGACGCAGGCUGGUACUUGUGUGCUGCAGGACAGCAGCAGAUGUCCGUCUACGUGCUGGUCACACCUCGCCCCUUCACCAGUAACUUGAAGGCAGCAGAGUCUGUGACAUCUCCACCCACACCGAGUCAACCUGCUGCAAACCUGCUCGCUACCAAACCCAGUGCACAGGAGUCCAGGGACACUGACACAUGGCACCUUGGGCUAUCUGAGGCGGGCUUACUGGUGACAGUGUGUGUGGUUCUGGCGGCCGUAGUGAUAGUGGGUUUAUAUGCUGUAAAAAUGAUCUGGAAUGUGCACGCAAUGGAGCUAAGGAAAAGACAAGCAGAGGAGCUGAAAGCAAACCCCCAUGAUUACCAUGGGGAUCCAGGUUUCCUCCAAAACACUGCUGUUGUUGUCCUUAACAAGGAUUCCCGGAGUGUGCAUGUGUUCUGACCUCCGUCCUUACCCAGCAGCUGUUUGGACCCGGCUCAGAAUAACACAUAAUGACGUGUUUGUCACUGUGUGUAUUUGCACUGUCUCUUAUUAGUUGUUUGUUUAUUGCUUGAUUAGAAUUAGCUGAGCGCUCGCACAGCUACUAGUCUGUCUGUGGCCCAUAAACCAUAACCAUAAAAGAAAUCAUGAAUGAAAUCAUGCAAAAAGACAUAGCUACUCAUGACCACUGAUUACAUAAGGUAACAGUAACAGGCAAAUACAACAGAAACAACAGAGAAAUUAAAAAUGGUUAAUUUUCAGUAGUGAUAUGUCCUAAUCAUGUUACAUGCAAUGUGUUUACUGCACAUUACCAAUGCUCUGUUUGCAGUGUCUGCUUUAUAUCACAUACCCUUCUACCGUUAAAGACAUUUAAAGGUGCACCAGGCAACAUUGCUGAGUCGAUUACAGCGAGGACCGUUUAGACUCAACUGACAAACCUGUGGAAUAAAAUCUCAAUCUGUCAGAAUGAGAGGCAUGAGGAAUCCACCAUCAAAUUAUUGAGAUUUUUUGUCAGUUGAUUUUAAAUGAUCCCCAAUUAAACUGACCCUGUGUGUCCUGUAAAAUAGAUGCUUUCUGAUUUGUAUUUUGUUCCGUGCGUUUAUUUUACAUAACAGUCUGCUUUAUGUCAUAUUAAAGACCUUUCAAUCUGA